This is a messenger RNA of Cygnus olor (mute swan), 1908 nucleotides long. It is a transcript of the gene WDR89, whose product is annotated as WD repeat domain 89. The transcript has 2 exons. Bases 274 to 1443 code for a protein of 389 amino acids. The record is from RefSeq and is a predicted model, not a curated record. NCBI's taxonomy places the organism in Eukaryota, Metazoa, Chordata, Aves, Anseriformes, Anatidae. Gene Ontology annotation, molecular function: protein binding.
GGGACGCUGCUGCGAGGAGGUGGGGGAGAGCUCCCGGGGCAACGCUGCCUCUCGUCUUCCCUCAGCCCGAGCUCUUCUCUAGCUGUGUGAUAGCGCUGUCGUCCGUGCUGUUGAGGUCUUGUGAAUAAAACCACGCGUGUCCGUGCCGGUGCUCGGGGGGGCUGUCACAGCCCGGGCCGUUUUGGGGAGCUCCGAGUGUCCUGAGGGGGGCUCUGACCCGAGGCUGCGCCCUGCCUGCUAAGAUUUCUGACAACCCCAGGAACAGCGUUUGAGAUGUCUGCACUCGAGAAGAUUGAGGAGCAGCUCGCUCGUCUGCGCAUAGCUAAGCGGUCUGUGCUGAGGGAGGAACCCGCCUACUUACUGGACAUAGACGUUUCCUGUUCUGCCCCGUCUGAGAGCAGUCGCUGCGUGGCAGUUUCAUGUUCCGAUCAGUCCAUUAGGCUAUACAACAGAGAAACAUUAAACUUCCUGCGGGAGUACAGUAGCCGUCCUGGGAUGCUUAAUGGAGUCAGAUUUGCACACACGUGUGACAGCCUGGUGUUUUCUGCGUGCAGUGACGGCACAAUAAAAUGUUGGGAUAUUCGUUUAGCAACUCAGAAGGCUGUGCAGAUAUUUAGUGGCUAUCCUUCCAACGUCUUUAUCAGUUUUGAUAUCAACUGCAGUGAUCUCAUAAUUUGUGCUGGAACAGAAAAGGUUGAAAAGGAUACGUUUCUGGUGUUUUGGGAUGCAAGAGGCAACACGGACUGUGCCAGCACGACUAAAGAGCCCUUGGGAGUCUAUUCUGAAAGUCACAAUGAUGAUGUCACCAAAAUUUGUUUUCAUCCUGUCAAACCUAGUUGGGUAGUUUCCGGGUCAACUGAUGGGUUGGUUAAUGUGUUUGACAUCAACAAGGACAACGAAGAUGAUGCUUUGAUAUCAACUUGCAAUUCAGAUUCAUCGAUAAGUUUUAUUGGCUGGUCCGGGAAAGGUUACGAACAGAUCUACUGCAUGACACACGACGAGGGAUUUUGUUGGUGGGACCUUGCUCAGUUAGAUACUGAAGAGCCCAUAACUCUGCUGCGCAUUUUGGACGUCAGAGACGUGGUCUGUAUUGAGAGUGACAGCUUAAAUUACCUGGUAGGUGGUGUGUACCACGAAAAGGCAGACAAACUCUUUCUUAUUGGAGGAACAUCAACAGGAAAAAUUCACCUACUGAGCUGCGGCGCUGAUGGGCUGAGCCUGGUGGGCACCCUUUGUGGAGGACACUCUGCCACCGUUCGCUCUUUCUGCUGGAACCUGGCAGACGAGUCGCUGCUGACGGGCGGAGAGGAUGCUCAGCUGCUGCUCUGGAGGCCUGGAGCUGUGGAAAGGUCCCUCACAAAGAAAGAGACUAUGAAGAUUGCUUCCUCUGUGCAGAAGAGAGUCAGAGUUCACAACAGCUCCCUCAAGAGCUGGAAGAAGUGAAAUUCUGAAAAUGGGAGCCUGCUCCGUGGAGUUCUUCUAUUUGUUUAGUCUCCUGGGCAAUACGUGGCCGUUGUUUUAUUCGGUGGUGCUCUGUGGAAAGAACUACGAUGCUCGAAUUCUGCUUGGGAAUGUACAUCAGUCAUCAGAUGAAUGCCGUUUUUUUUAAAAAAAAAAAAAGUUCCUAAUAUUAAUCUGAAAAGAGUAAAUGUUUGCUCUUUAGUUCUUGAACAAUAGAUCUUAAAUCAUUUUAUAUAAAAAGACUUUUUUAUGGUUGUUUAAUGUCUCAGCCAACAUAUUUAAUGUGUAAUAUAGGCCUGUGGCUUGCAUAAUUUGUUACUUUACCGGUGGCAAAGUUACCCUGGCAUGUUUUUAAAAGCUUUUGUAUCUCAAGCUGUGUUUUUCUUUCUUUACAGAGAACUUAAUGAAAUUGUUCAAUAUAUUAAAAGAUUUUAUGUCACUUCUGAA